This is a messenger RNA of Radiomyces spectabilis, 1743 nucleotides long. RefSeq lists its product as uncharacterized. Gene Ontology annotation, molecular function: protein binding. Bases 1 to 1743 code for a protein of 580 amino acids. The record is from RefSeq and is a predicted model, not a curated record. NCBI's taxonomy places the organism in Eukaryota, Fungi, Mucoromycota, Mucoromycetes, Mucorales, Radiomycetaceae. The transcript has 8 exons.
AUGGCGGCUAAACGUAGCGAUUGUGUCCUCGUAGUGGAUGAUGAAGAGCAUUUGAGUGGUAUCUUUACGGCCAAGGAUUUAGCCUACCGUGUGGUGGCGGCUGAAAUGGAUGCAAGAGCCACUGCAGUAUCCGACAUCAUGACAAGAGGUCCGAUGUGUGUCACUGCAGACACAUCGGCACACGAUGCGUUGAAUCUGAUGGUGUCCCGUGGGUUCCGUCACUUGCCUGUAUGUAACGAGGAAGGCGACAUUUUUGGAUUAUUGGACAUCACCAAAUGUUUGUACGAGGCUUUGAACAAAAUGGAACGAGCAUAUGGAUCGUCUCGCAAACUGUACGAUGCGUUGGAAGGCGUGGAACGCGAAUGGGUCAAUAGUCCUGUUCAGUUUGUGCAAUACAUGGAGGCAUUGCGCGAUAAAAUGUCGUGCCCUGAUUUGACCAUGGUCCUGGACCAUGCUGCACCGGUGCAAGUUCCCGUGAAAGCUCAAGUACGAGAAGUGGCUAAACUGAUGAAGGAACACCAUACUACGGCGGUACUCGUGAUGGACCAUGGUGGUCUGGCCGGUAUCUUCACGAGCAAGGACAUUGUGUUACGUGUGAUUGCAGCUGGGCUGGCUCCAGACAACUGCUCGGUGGUUCGAGUGAUGACUCCGCAUCCAGACACGGCAACACCGAAUACCAGUAUUUUGGAUGGGCUGAAAAAAAUGCAUGAUGGUCACUAUUUAAAUCUUCCGGUGGUUGAUGAAGAUAAGAACAUUGUCGGACUGAUUGACGUGCUGCGGUUGACUUAUGCUACACUGGAACAGAUCAACUCGAUGGAAGGCAACGGAAAUGACGGAAGCAGCAAAUUUUGGAAUAGUAUUGCUGCUGGAGAUCAUACAGAGACGGAAUCCGCCAUUUCGGACUCACUUUCGCAAGCGGCCAACUCACACAUGUUUCAAUCGCCUUCGUCGACCCCGCAACCGGAUCGUAUGUUGUCUCCUUCGCUUCCAGGUCACGCACCAACCUACACCGGUUUAGGGUAUCCAGAGAUCACCCCGGGCGACAGCGCUUCCGUGGUCAACGAAGAUAUGCGGUCCACGGUGUCAUCGCACGUUCACGGUACCUUUGCUUUCAAAUUCAAGUAUGCCAACAAGACACACCGCGUUCGUUCCGAGAUCAACAAUUUUGCAGCUCUGCGCGAUAUCAUUCGACAAAAGAUCAUGGCGGAACACCUGUCGUUGUCGCAAUCGUAUGUUACUGUAGCAAGGGAGACGGGAGAAGAAGAGGAAGACUGGUUGAGCAUUUCUUACUUGGACGACGAGGAUGACAAAGUGCUUAUGACGUGCGAUGCGGAUAUGGUGGAUUCGGUCCAUCUAGCACGCAAAUUGGGGCAUGAUCGCGUUCGCUUGUUUGUUCAUGAUGCACUUACGGAAUCAAGCAAAGCUGCUGCCGCUGCCGACGCUGGGGUGUCACCAAUGAUCAACUCGACGGCGGCCUUUGAUGUGCCUGCCGGGCAGCCAACGAUUUCUGUGUCGCCAGCCACGGCGAUGGAACCCGAAACGGACGAAACAAUCCUAAAGAAAAACCAAGUUUCUAAAGGACGAUCAGUACCCAAAGAGAAACCUCGAAGAGAGAAAAAGGACGAUUAUAAUCUGCCUAUACCCAAAGAAUACCUUCUUCCUGCAUCCAUCAGCUUUUUAGGUGUUGUGAUUCUGACCGUGUUUACGGUGGCCAAACUGACGGGAUCAAAUAACAACCGCUAA